ACAAACUCAUGCGUGUGUUACUACUGUUUUGAAUCCUCCACACUUGGCAGUGUCUCCAAGCCUCAAAAAGAGCUCAAGUAGGUUUCUUGGAAGCCACUCUUGAAGGCUACGACUUUAUAUAUAUCCCCCACAAACGACACGUCUUACAUAAACUCCAUCACAUUCAAGCCACCACUUGACGAUUUCACUUUCAUAAUUUCCCUCAGCUUCUUUUAUUUUUCUUCGUGUCAUAGUGACUUCAACAAACGAAUACACACACACGCAGUUGUUUCUGUGAUACCUCACCAAUCUUGAAGGAUGGCAGCGAAAGCCAAGAACAAGGUUCAGAUUGAACUGGGAUGCGGUUUGUUGGGGAGAAUUUUCCAUCUCAAAACCAAUAACAGGCCUAGAAAAUCCUCUGUCCAUUCACUACCCGUGAAGGCUUGCAACACUGCACAACAGAGGGAUCAGGCUAAAGCAGAAUCCAAAACCCCCCCAAACCAUGAAUCAAAGGUUCCAAGAGAUAGCACCACAUCGAGAAAAACUACCUCUAGUAACCGUGCACCUUCUGCACACAGAAACACUCCAAAUGGGAGACCCUCUGAUGCUGCAAGAACCUCAAUUCAACAAAGCCAUGACUCAAAUGAUGAGAGUAAACAACAGAAAGAGCAGGCUCUGGAGCUUGCUAGGAUAAAUACAGGCACCAAUCAGCAGCAGUACAACGAGACCAAAUCCCCAGCCAAAGAAUUUGUGUUGCCAAUCACUGGGAAUUUGCUUGUGAAUAGCAGCCCAAGAACUAGUGUUACCAAGAGCAAAGAGUUGAACUUUAUGUCCAGUUCCUGUUCUUACAACAACAAAGGCGUAAUGGGGAAUAUCAUGAGGAAGAACAGUGAUGAGGUUACGCAGUUUCGGAGUCCAAGGAACAACAGAGUGGACCCUGAGGUGUUGAAGUCCAUGGGGAAUGAAGCCUACAAGCAGGGAAGAUUCGAAGAGGCUUUGGCUUUGUAUGAUAGAGCCAUUGCUCUUGACUCUAAUAAGGCAACGUAUCAUUGCAACAAGAGUGCAGCUUUGAUAGGCUUGGGAAGGUUUCUGCAGGCAAUUGUAGAGUGUGAGGAAGCUAUACGAUUGGAGCCUUCCUAUGAAAGAGCCCACACCCGUUUGGCAACAAUUUAUUUAAGGUUGGGAGAAACAGAGAAGGCACUGAAUUGCAAUGAAACAACUCCAUAUGUUGAUUCCGUACUCGCUUUCCAAACUCAGGCUCUUGGAAAUCACCUUAGCAAAUGCACUGAAGCUCGGAAAGUCAAAGACUGGAAAACUGUAUUAAAGGAAACACAGGCUGCAAUAUCCUUAGGCGCUGAUUCAGCUCCACUGGUGUAUUCUUUACAAACUGAAGCCUUGCUAAAGCUCCUAAGACAUCAAGAGGCAUAUGCUACCUACGAGAAAAUGCCAAAAUUUGACCUUAAUUGUUGUAACAAAUUAUUUGGCCCGGCUCGUAGCGCUUACCUAUUGAUGAUAGGCGCACAAAUUUACUUGGCAGCUGGCAGGUUUGAGGAAGCUGUGACAUCGUCUCAACAAGCAGCUAAACUUGAUCCAAGCAACAGUGAGGUAAAUGCAGUGGUGAGAAGGGCCAGAGCAGUUGCAUCAGCCAGAAUGAGUGGUAACUUACUCUUCAAGGCAUCAAAAUUCAUGGAAGCGUGCGCUGUGUAUAAUGAAGGACUAGAGCAUGAUCCUUACAACUCAGUUCUGCUAUGCAAUAGGGCAGCGUGUCGUUCUAAGCUUGGUCAAUUCGAGAAAGCAAUCGAAGAUUGUAAUGUAGCACUUUUAGUUCAGCCUAGUUAUAGCAAGGCAAGGCUGCGGAGGGCAGAUUGCAAUGCCAAGUUGGAACGAUGGGAAGUUGCCAUUCAAGACUAUGAAAUGUUAUUAAGAGAAAAGCCAGGGGAUGAGGAGGUGGCCAGGGCUCUGUUUGAGACCCAGCUCCAACUCAAGAUGCUACGCGGUGAAGAUAUUAAGGACUUGAAAUUUGGUUCAAAUUUGGUUUUAAUUUCGAGCAAUGAUCGGUUUAGGCAUUAUGUAACAUCACCUGGGAUGUCUGUGGUGCUCUUUUGCAACAAGGCAACACACAAGCAAGUGUUAUUGGUGUUGGAGCAAACCUGCAAAAGAUUUCCAUCGGUUAAUUUCCUUAAGGUGGAGAUUGAAGACCACCCCUACUUGGCGAAAUCAGAAGGUGUGAACUCCAUCCCAGCCUUCAAAAUAUACAAGAAUGGAUCAAGGGUUAAGGAAAUUCCAGGCAACAACCACGACUUGUUAGAAAAAUUAGUUAAAUUAUAUAUCAGAUGAAGAUAAUCACACUUCUUCGAAUGACAAUAUACACCGCAGGAAGUGAAGAAGUGUAUCAGAUUUUUCAGAAUCGAAAGGAAGACACUGAAAAUAAAUCAAGCUGAUUAUAUGUGCUUCAUAAAUUUGGUCUCCUUGCUUACAAGGCAGAGGAAGCAUGGCCUUGUUGCAACCUGUAGAGAAGUUUAUAGGAAAAGUAAUUCUUUUGUGUUAGUAAUUAAUUCUUUAAUACUUUCAACGUUUGAAUAGUCUGCAAUUCUUCAUAUUCAGUGCAUAUUGAUUUGGGAAACCUAAACAUUUUUUUUUCGUUGAUAAGUUAUAUACACUUUACAAGAGUGGUUAUUUUUGUGGUUAUUUUUUAUUGUCAUUCUAAGUUAUGAGGAAUAUAGUAGAAGGAACACAAUUGUUGUACUUGUACAUUACAAAAACUUUCUGGUAUAUGUGAACUUCUGUUUUCAAUUGUUGUC
Molecule: messenger RNA, 2780 nt
Organism: Cajanus cajan (pigeon pea)
Lineage: Eukaryota; Viridiplantae; Streptophyta; Magnoliopsida; Fabales; Fabaceae
Gene: TPR12
Product: Tetratricopeptide repeat (TPR)-like superfamily protein
Cellular component (GO): cytoplasm
Molecular function (GO): protein binding
Source: RefSeq, a predicted model, not a curated record